AUGACUCGAUUUCGGCCAUGCAUCGAUCUUCAUGCGGGUCAAGUGAAGCAGAUCGUCGGUGGCACUCUCGACAGUGCUUCCUCGGCUCUCCAGACGAACUUUGUCUCUCAACACCCCCCUGCUCACUUUGCUCAGCUGUACAGGGACAAUGAGCUCACGGGGGCGCAUGUCAUCAUGCUGGGCCCUGGGAACAACGGCCCAGCGAAGGAGGCACUGCAAGCUUGGCCAAGCGGGCUUCAGGUUGGAGGAGGCAUCAACGACAAAAAUGCGCAGGAGUGGAUGGACGCUGGCGCGGAGAAGGUCAUUAUCACUUCUCAUCUCUUCCCGGAAGGUCACUUCAGCCAGUCGAGGCUGGAUGCAGUGCUUGAGGCACUUGGCGGCGAUAAGAACAAGCUGGUGAUUGAUCUCAGCUGCCGACGGCGAGGAGAGGACUCCUGGUAUGUGGCCAUGAACAAAUGGCAGACAAUUACCGACAUGGAGGUCAAUCAAGAAUCCAUCAAGGCGCUAGAGCCGUACUGCUCCGAGUUCCUCAUCCACGCGGCAGACAAUGAGGGCCUACAGAAAGGCAUCGACGAGAAGCUAGUAGAGCGACUUGCUCAAUGGUGCACGAUUCCGGUUACUUAUGCCGGUGGUGGCAGAAACCUUGAGGACCUAGAGGCUGUUAAGCGACUGAGUGGUGGCAAGGUGGAUCUCACGAUUGGGAGUGCGCUAGAUUGCUUUGGAGGUUCGGGCGUCAAGUUUGACGAUUGUGUGGAAUGGAACAAAAAGCAAGGCAAUUGA
This is a messenger RNA of Ilyonectria robusta, 780 nucleotides long. RefSeq lists its product as uncharacterized. Bases 1 to 780 code for a protein of 259 amino acids. Lineage: Eukaryota; Fungi; Ascomycota; Sordariomycetes; Hypocreales; Nectriaceae. The transcript is spliced from 3 exons. Gene Ontology annotation, molecular function: 1-(5-phosphoribosyl)-5-[(5-phosphoribosylamino)methylideneamino]imidazole-4-carboxamide isomerase activity. The record is from RefSeq and is a predicted model, not a curated record. Gene Ontology annotation, cellular component: cytoplasm. Gene Ontology annotation, biological process: L-histidine biosynthetic process; L-tryptophan biosynthetic process.